CGGCCAACGACCUUUGCGAGCUCUGGCCCUGACUGCAACGCCUAUCGUCGCGUUCACCUUCGCGUCUCCCCUCGUCGACUCAUUCCGUCCUCGCCCGUCUUUCGAAUAGACAACGAAGAAACCUUGGUCGGUCGGUCCACCAGAACCACCACCUCCAUUGGCAUUCGAUCACCUUCACUUCCACCCACGUCGAGCCCACCCCUUCCGAUUCCCAAGCUCCUUUCCUGGAGUCUUCGACCGCUCGUCGCCAACAAUACCUUCAGUUCUCUUUCCACGCCUCCGCACCAGACCACGACAUCCUCACGCCCUACCUCGAACACACACUCUCCAGACAGUCCUCGCUUGCCGAGACGAUUCAAAACGGCCAAUGGUAUCGAAACAAUCCGGGAUCUCACCCGCUUCUCUCCCACAAUGGAACCACCGCAACUCAACAUGCUGGCGCCACCGGCCGUGACCUCUCUCCGGGCACAGGCCGGCGUCAUGGAACGGUCUUUGAGCGAAGAUAUCCGAGAGGAACGAGAAGAACUACGUGAAGCUGCCGAGCAGACUCUCAAUGUCAUUCUUGACCUCAACCUCGACGGCACUAUUCGAUGGGUGAGUCCGUCAUGGACCGAUGUGAUAGGCACUCUGCCCGACUCGGUCAAAGGAACUGCGAUAGCCGAUUUGAUCGUCAGCGAGAACAAGACGGCAUUCGCGGAUACCGUAGAGUACAUGAAGAAGGACGACUCGCGGAGCCACAGAGUACGCUUCGCCGUCACAAUGGGUCCACUAUCCAGGUUGCUACCCGUUGAAGGCCUUCAAGACCAGGAGCCCAAUGAGGCCGACGGAGGGGUUCCCGAGGCCAUUGAUCUGGAAGCCCAGGGCAUCAUGGUUUACGAUGGUGUCUCGGGAGGAGAGAGUCAUACUAUGUGGAUGAUUCGACCCUAUAUUGCACCCAGAGAGAUCAAGAUUGACCUCCCUGCUGUGAUUGUCGACUCUCUUGGAUCUGGUGCUGAAGUCCUCGCAAGCUAUCUCACGCAGCUAGCCGAGUCUGGCGUCGAUGACCCCGAAAACCACCCGCCGCCUUUGCCCGUUCUGUGCCGUAUUUGCGAGCGACAAAUUUCUCCUUGGUGGUUCGAAAAACAUACCGACUUGUGUCUGCAGGAGCAUCGGGCAGAGAUGGAUGUACAGAUGGCGCAGGACAGUUUGACGGACCACCGACACUCCAUUGUGAAAGUUCUCGAUGCUCUCGAGGCGAGAAAAAGCCGGCCACUCACAGGCGACCAACUAUCUGGCCCUGCUGCUGAGUACAAGGGCCUGCCAAUCGGUCCUCCUCUAUCAGCCUCGUCAUCCCCCGGGAGUUCCGUUUCGCAAUCGAGAGAGAGAUCAGGUGGGUUCGGUCAUUCCAGAGCUCGAUCUUUCGCCAUCAGACGUCCUCAAGCAAGGAUCGUAGAGUUGCUCCUUGACCUCUGCGAUACCGCCAUUGAAGUCAGCACUCCAGCGGUGAAGGAGGCUUCGUCGCAAAACCCUGGCGAGAUCAGGACGCAAUCUCCUCAGUCCGAGUCCCGCAUCUCACAAGUCAUGCAAUGGCAAUCUCCCAGCACCAACACUCUGGAACAGGAGCAGGGCCUGGCUCUGCUCUGCGCCGACACUGAAAAGGCCGCGAAAACCAAGGUUGAAGCCGUCUUCAGACACCGGAAAAUCAUCGAGUAUGCGGAGCGCAUCAGGAUUGAAUUCGCGGUCAUCGUCCAGGACUGCAUAGAUGAAGCAAUGCGGAAAGCAGCUCGAAUCGCAGCUGGUCGGCUGAGCGAUUCGACUGAAGACGAGGAAGAGGAACAAGCUACACCGGCGCAAGAGGAGCUCUUCUUCCAAGGAUCAUUUGAAAAUCCUUCAGCCCUCGCGGCUGCUCUGCAAAAUGUCAGCCUCAAUGACAACAACGACAGGCCAAGACCUACCUCCUUUGUGGAAUCUGCGCGCUCAAGCAGCCCUAGAGAGUGUCCGACGCCAAGAUCGAAUUUGGGUGGUCUGAACCCAACUGCACCUGCCCGCGAGUCCCGGCGAGAGUCGUUGCUUUUCGAGAGUGACGCUGGAGACAGCGAUGGAAGUAUUCGCUCUUCUUCUGUGACUUCUCGACAGCCACCGCGUACCGACUCUCCGAUAUCUGAGUUUGGCGAUCUUCGUCGUGCAGCUAGCUCGAGACAGCAUCAUCGUAGAAGCAUCAUUCUGCCCGGUACGUCUUCACCUCGACGACAGGAGUCACCUUCGCGUAUGAAUCAACCGUCGUCCCCUCUACGAAUCAUCAAGCCGCGCAAUUUCCCGUUUCCACAAGAUGGCAUUACAUCACCAGAAGCAUCACCCUUGCUACCCGGGAGUGAUUUCAGCUCUCCAGCUCAUUUGCCAGCAAAUCACCACCGGCGACAGUCCUCAGCAGCCAUGUCCGAGUUUGUCAUGAAAGGUCCACCAUCCCCUAGAAUGGCUGCCCACCAGCCUCCUCCUCAGGCAAGGCCGGCGCCUCCUUCCAUCAAAGAUUUCGAGAUCAUCAAGCCAAUCAGCAAAGGCGCUUUUGGCAGUGUCUACUUGUCCAAGAAGAAGUCAACUGGAGAAUACUUCGCUAUCAAGGUGUUGAAGAAGGCAGACAUGGUUGCCAAGAAUCAGGUGGGCAAUGUCAAGGCUGAACGCGCCAUCAUGAUGUGGCAAGGCACCAGCGAAUUCGUCGCUAAGCUCUACUGGACCUUUUCCAGCAAAGAUUACCUGUAUCUCGUGAUGGAGUAUCUCAACGGUGGCGACUGUGCGUCUCUGAUCAAGGUUCUGGGUGGUCUGCCAGAAGACUGGGUGAAGAAAUAUCUGGGUGAGGUGGUUCUUGGCGUGGAACACCUGCAUAGUCGGAGCAUCAUUCACCGCGAUCUCAAGCCAGACAAUUUGCUCAUCGACCAAAAGGGUCACCUGAAACUCACGGAUUUCGGUUUAUCGCGCAUGGGGUUAGUUGGGCGACAGAAGCGAGCGCUGGACAAUCAGAAUUCCGAUCCCACGCCUGAUCUCCUCAAGCAGGGGCCAUUUGCCCGCUCAGCAUCUCUGGCAUCGUCUCGGUCAACCUCGCUUGACCUUCAUGGUCAUACUCACUCGCCUAGCAUGACGCCGCAGAUGACACCUGACACUGGCUCCAGCGGGGGUCAGCCCUCAUACUUCGCCUUGGGAGGGCCGGAGGCCCGACGAGUCUCCAGCCAGCGUAGCGAUAGCGGUGGCAGCGAAACUCUUGCUCGCAUGCUCAACAGCUUUACCUUGACCGAUCAAGAGCACAAUGUCCCGGCCCAAAACGCUCAGCCGACGCAGGAUGAUGCGAAUGAAAGCACCGGACAACCGUCGCCAGACAUGGCGGCACUCCACCACACCAGCACUCAGUCCAGCAUUGACUACCUGGGAAAGAAUACUCCGCCUCAGUCUACGAUGAUGCCUCCGCCGAUGGCCCUAUUCGAUCCCGAAGACACCAACCGCCGUUUUGUGGGGACACCCGACUACCUCGCCCCCGAGACUAUCAACGGUGAGAAGCAAGACGAGACCAGUGAUUGGUGGUCUGUUGGCUGCAUCAUGUUUGAAUUCCUCUACGGAUUUCCGCCAUUCCAUGCCGACGAAGCGGAGCAAGUCUUCGAGAAUAUCCUCGCACGCAAGAUUCAGUGGCCGGAUGAGAACGAAUGCGAACCAAUCUCAGAUGAGGCGAAAGAUCUGAUUAACAAGCUGCUCUGUAUGGAGCCCCAGUCGCGCCUUGGAGCCAAUCGAGAGGAUAAGUUCCCUUGCGGUGGAGACGAGAUUCGCAGCCACUCUUGGUUUGAGGGCGUCAACUGGGACACUUUGUUGGAGGAUGAAGCUCAGUUCGUUCCCCAACUCGAGCACCCAGAAGAUACCGAAUACUUUGAUGCUCGUGGCGCCGUAUUGCAGUCCUUUGCCGAAGAGAUGGAGGAUCAGCUCUCGCCGCCGGUUUCUGGCGCAGGCUCAGACUACCAUGACCGGCCGCAUGACGCCUUGUCCAGGGUCCGAUCUCAAGUCAACUCGAUUAAACGCAACUUGAUGCCUCUCCACAUUCCUCCACACGUUCGGGACUUGAAGAGUAGACGGCUUAGUGAGCCUGUUGUUGCCGAUGACUUUGGUAGCUUCGCCUUCAAGAAUCUUCCUGUGCUCGAGAAGGCCAACAAGGACGUCAUUCAGAAACUUAGAGCAGAGGCAUUGGCAUCUCAAAAUAAACCUACCGUCGUGAGUCCAGGCGGCAGUGUUACUUCGCCUGGCCCAGCUCUCGAGGGCAGUCCGGUACUUGCCAAUCCUAUUCAAAGAACAAUUUCCAACGCGAAGAACCGACCUCAAUCACCGUCCGGCCUCAGUCAUGCGGCCUCGUCUCCGAGCAGGGCAUCUCAGCCAUCGUCGCCAUUACUAGUCUCGUUCGUCGCAGGCCAAGGCAGCGAAGGCCGGCGCAAGGCCUCCAGCAACUCCUCCAGCCUUUCACAGCAAUCGAGCGCUCAUCAGCCCACGUCUCUCGACAUUCCUCGAGUGCCACCGAGCCUGCAGAAGGCAGCAACAAGUGUAGCCGCAUCCCCCGUCAAGGGUCGUGGGGCUGCACCUCCACCACCGCUGGCCCUCUCGCCGCAGAAGAUCGUGUCAACGCCCAGACAGGCCUCCAGCAGCCGAUCGAGAUCUUUGACUGUUGGCUCGCAAUCCCAAGAGGGGAGCCCCAUUACCUCUGACGUUCUAUCACACCACCGCAAUCGUCGCAGCCAGGUCUUCGACAUGUCACCUUCGUCGUCCGACAAUGAAGGCGAAAAGCACAACGCACUUCUCCGAGUGCAGCGUCGCCGCCAGAGUUCCCGUCGCCUUUCCCAAAUCGCAUUUGACGGGGGCCCGAUGUUCCGCCCACUGGAUGUCUUAAUCUGCGAGGAUCAUCCGGUCUCUCGCAUGGUCAUGGAAAAGCUCCUGGAGAAGUUGCGCUGCCGUACCAUUUCGGUAUCGAAUGGAUCAGAAGCUGUCAGAUACGCCAUGAGCGAGAUCAAGUUUGAUAUCAUCUUCUUGGAGUAUAGGUUGCCUCAGAUCAAUGGCGCUGAUGUGGCCCGCAUGAUUCGGGAGACUAAGAACACGAACUCGCAUACGCCCAUCGUCGCAAUUACGGCCUAUCUCAAAGAGUUGCAGGCUCCGCAUUACUUUGAUUCACUGAUUGAGAAGCCUAUCUCGAGUUCUAAGCUCACAGAAGUGCUCAAGAAUCUUUGUCAGUGGAAGCCGGAAUCGCCUGGCGUCAACUUCUCGAUGUCACUUGGACACUCUCACCCUGUGCCCUCUGGCCUUCGUCAAACCAGCUCUCGAACAGACGAUAGCCCGACAUCGAGUUCAUCGCUGUACGCUGGACGACCAGGUAGCAGCCUCAUCACUUCGCGUGAGGACUCCAUCAGUUCUAGUCUCUUCGGCGACUCCGAGUCAGUGUCGACAGAUGAUGUGCCAGUGGUGAUCAGCAGAAAGGCUACUGGCGACUGGGACGAAGGUGGCCUGGGUAUCAGCCAGGAUGAAGUUAUUCAACCGGUCAAAUCACCGAAGUCACUGCCGCAGCUCCCACAACUGGUGACGCAGCAGUCUGCUCCGGGGCAGCUGGAGCACACUCGACGAUCGGCACCGCCGCCUUCGGUAGAGAAGCUGAAAGCCCGGAAAGAGCACAUGGAGAAACGCCUUGCCGAGGGUACAGAUUCGGCUGACGAUGAAGAUGAAGAGCUUGGCUCGGGCCGUGACAAGCUAUUCCGAGGCAAACCCUUACUGCCGAGCUCUAAGCUAGGAAUCGAGAUGAUGAGGGCCGAUAGCCACGACAGUAUCACUUUUGGGUCCGAGAGUACGCCGGAGCCUGUCACACAAGUUGUGACACCUUCCAAGGAAAUCGACAUGCCUUCGUACGAGACUUUGCGGGCAGCAGCCACGCGUACGCCCCCGGAUAGUGGCAUAAGCUCAGAAGACAAGACACUCGGCCCCGGCGUUGACGAGACGCCAAAGCCGCUGCCGACAAACAGAGAGAACGCAGACGAAGAGCCAACGCCAAAAUCUUUGGUGGAUCGAUCUGCGGCACCGGAGAACUAG
This is a messenger RNA of Colletotrichum lupini, 6075 nucleotides long. RefSeq lists its product as uncharacterized. Gene Ontology annotation, biological process: peptidyl-serine phosphorylation; phosphorelay signal transduction system. The transcript is spliced from 3 exons. The annotation marks the transcript as partial. Gene Ontology annotation, cellular component: cytoplasm; nucleus. Gene Ontology annotation, molecular function: protein serine/threonine kinase activity; ATP binding. Lineage: Eukaryota; Fungi; Ascomycota; Sordariomycetes; Glomerellales; Glomerellaceae. The record is from RefSeq and is a predicted model, not a curated record.